AUGCAAAUAUACUCGAUGGUCAGGGGCAUCAGUUCGUCAUCAGAUAUUAAAUUUCCACCGAACGGCGACCUUAUCGACUCUGAUUAUCGAGUGCACAUAUUUAUCGAUGACAUUGGCUACCGAUUUUUCCAAGGGUGGCCUCGGGAAAAGUUUAUCGAUGCUAAGGAUACAACGGUGAAAAAUAUGGUGAAUCGGAUGCUAAAAAGUUUUUCAAGUUUUGGAUCGAGAAUUGCCACCACAUGUAAAAAUGAACCUGAGGGGCUUCGCAAAUUGGGGUUGUUGAUGGUGGUACAUGUGGAAGAAUCAUGGACGUUGCUUUGGAUCCAAUUUUCUAGUGUGGCUAGGUUUGCCAGAUUUUACCAGGUUGACUCAACACCGAAGUUCAUUAGCGAAUUUCCGUACAACUUGAAAACCUUAACCAAAAUUGUGGUUGCCCGGAUUUUGGGUGUUGCGGAUGUCGAGGAUAUGCUGCUAUACUACCGCCACAUUAUGCCAAUAAUGGAGGACGAGACUUACUCCAACGAGGCAUUACUUAUAUCUAACAUCCGUGCAAUCCUCAGUGGCUACCAGGAACAUGGGUAUAAUGUAACCCCAGAGCAGAUCAAUUUUUCGCGGCGGGAGCUACCAGCAAUGCUAAAAAAGUUUAGAGGGAGAAACCAACCAGGAUCAGAGCCUGCACUUCGCACGGACGACAGCGGGUCUCCGGACGAUGGUGAUUUAAAUGGCAGCUUUGAUGUUAAUAGCAAGCAGCAGGCGGUAGAACCUGUGAAGCCAAGUAAGAGAGGCCCACGUGUAAAAAAAAUUGGGGUGGCUGUUGCCGCCGAAGAUAAACCGCACAAGAGGGCUUAUCAUAGUGAUAAGAGAAGGAAGAAAUCUGAAAUUAUAGACGCAGCUACCUCGGAAAUUGAUAUGGAAUCAAAAAUACCAGGCAGAACAGGCAGACCAGGCAGACCAGGUCGACUAGGUCAGCUAGGUAUGUCAGAUAGAUCAGGUAAACCUGGUAGACCCGGAAGACCCCGUAGACCGGGACGUCCGAGAAAAUCGGUUACUCGGCCACAGCUAGUUGCAAGCGAGGUAUCUGGUGAGCAAGAAGAAAUACUUGAGUCCAUUAUAGACUUGCCCAUCUACGUGACACUCCAGAAUCUGAAAGAGAUCAAACGUAUAAUUCCAUAUGAUCCAAACAAAAUGGAACAAUUGGCUGCAGAUUUCAGAAAAGCAUACGAGAACAUCCAGCGUCGGUUCUAUUCUCGAUGGGCUGGUACUCCGAACACAACGGAGGCCGAAAGUGAUGACAAAAAUGUAUUAGAAAGAGGCUACGCUGAUAGGAGAAUACAGAAGCGUGGGACAUCGCAGAAGUCAGCAUUCCCUAUGUAUGGGCCUACUCAGAUAGAAUACGAGAUCCUGAAGAAGCAAGAGAUUCUUGCAACUGGAUCGCUGUACAAGAAGCUAACUCUUCUGAAAAUAAACCCCAACCGUCAACAAAUGAGAUCAAUCUCUAAUGCAAGACGAUGGAUCAACCAAAGAUUUAAAUAUAACCCAUCUGACGACUGUGUCUAUUAUCUGAGGAAUCCGGAGGUGAUCAUUCCAGAUUAUCAUGAUAUCCCAUAUAUCGUUAUAGCCACGCAUCUCCACUACAACUGCAGCAACGAGGCUAACACGUAUAACGUUGUCAGGCGCAACUGGUACAUUAGCCGGAAAUGCAUAAGGUAUGUAAUCCAUAAAUGCUAUAAAUGCGAUAAUUAA
This is a messenger RNA of Brettanomyces nanus, 1743 nucleotides long. RefSeq lists its product as uncharacterized. Bases 1 to 1743 code for a protein of 580 amino acids. The transcript is spliced from 2 exons. The record is from RefSeq and is a predicted model, not a curated record. Lineage: Eukaryota; Fungi; Ascomycota; Pichiomycetes; Pichiales; Pichiaceae.